Messenger RNA from Gamsiella multidivaricata, 1616 nucleotides. RefSeq lists its product as uncharacterized. The record is from RefSeq and is a predicted model, not a curated record. Lineage: Eukaryota; Fungi; Mortierellomycota; Mortierellomycetes; Mortierellales; Mortierellaceae. The transcript is spliced from 6 exons. Gene Ontology annotation, cellular component: RNA N6-methyladenosine methyltransferase complex. Bases 100 to 1536 code for a protein of 478 amino acids.
CACGAAGAGAAAAUAAACACACGUCCCUCCUCUCUGCACACCCUCCUCAUCUGCUUUCACUCCACCCAUUGACCCAUCCACCCAUUCAGCUCAAGCACAAUGUCAGGCAGAUCUUCACGGCCAAGAAGGAAACCCCGCAAGGCGGUGAAUAUCAAUAACGCGCAUUAUGUCGGAUAUGUUGAAGAGAACGAGUCCAUCGAGGCAAUCAUGAAAAAGUUCGAGGAGCUGGCCCGCAUGGAAGAAGAAUUUGCAAAGUCCAAGGCUGUCGACAGUUCGUCUAGUGCUGGCGACGCAGCAUUAGGAUCAGGGUCAGGGUCAGGAUCAGGAUCAAGAUCAGGAGAGAUUGAAUUGCCCACGGAUACCGAUGGCGAACUUCUCCUCGGGGUUGAAAAAGUGCAGAACAAACCAAACGAAGAUUCAGGGUUUACGGAUGAGCAGCUUCAGGAGAUCUUUCGACGGACCUCGGGCUUCACUGUCCGGUCCAUGCUCAGGGAUACACCCGAGGAUAUUUAUGAGGAGGAUCUGUGGCAGGCCAAUAUUGCGGACGAAGACUAUCUCUACGACUUUGAGGAGGAGGACGACUACUUGAUGGCGAUGGACGACCACUUUUGGGAUGAAGAAAUUGGCAUUUCGCGGAAGCGGGGUCGCAAGGAGAAGGAGCCACGUCCACCUCGGCCACCUAAGGAGCCCAAAAUCAAGGGUGAACGGAGACGGGGCAUGGCGGCCGAUCGGGAGACGAUUUUACAGAGAUACAAAGUCAUGCAGGUUCGUCUGCAGGACCGGAAUGGCGUCUUUUAUACUGUCAAGAAAAAGAUCUCGACCAUAGACCCAAGUCUACCGACCUAUGUGCGUAUCCCACCCGUACCUAUUCCUCGAUCGUGGAUCCAACCAAUGCUCACCUUGGAAAAGCAGAAGCUGCAAAGGGAUAUUUCUGGCUCUAGAUAUGAGGAGACGACAAAUAUACUGGAUAUGGAUCUGACGCAAUUCGGGACGGACUAUCAGGCCAUCUAUAUGGAUCCACCACUCUUGAGGGAGGGAGAAGAACCAGGACCCAACAAGAUCACGAUAGAGCAACUAGGAACUAUUGACAUCAAUGCGAUCUUACCUAAGGGAUUCCUGUUUGUGUGGCUCGAAAAGAAAUUCUUACCAGACAUGGUGCAACUGGCAGAAAGGUGGAAGCUGCGCUAUGUGGAGAAUUUCUGUUGGAUCAAGACCAACGUCAACAAUCAGAUUGUGUGCGAAAAGUCAGCCUACUUCAACUCUUCCAAGCUGUCAUUGUUGAUCUUCCGCAAGGAAGGUGAAAUCGAUAUCAGGCAUCAGAGGAGUGCAGAUUGUGUGUUUGACUUUAUCAAACCCGGCAAUCCUUCAGAGUUGUCAGAAGAGAAGCCCGCGUUUAUGUAUGAUCUCAUUGAGACGCUACUGCCACAAGCCGUGCAUUCUGAAAGCAAUCCCAACGGCGACAAAAUGAUGGAGCUGUGGGCCCGGAGAGGCACGCGGCGCAAGGGCUGGACCUCGAUCUGUCAGUUGAAGGCAUAGCGGUGUUGGAGAACCUUUUUCAUACUUUACUAAUAAAAACAACACCUCUACACAAUAGAGUCAUAGAAUAGCAAUCAAAG